This is a messenger RNA of Trichophyton verrucosum HKI 0517, 1221 nucleotides long. RefSeq lists its product as uncharacterized. The coding region runs from base 1 to 1221 and encodes 406 amino acids. NCBI's taxonomy places the organism in Eukaryota, Fungi, Ascomycota, Eurotiomycetes, Onygenales, Arthrodermataceae. The record is from RefSeq and is a predicted model, not a curated record. The transcript has 4 exons.
AUGGAAGAAGGAUCGCACAAAUCGAGGACGAUCGAAAAUCCCUUUGUAAAGCCCGAGAAUAAGAGAUGGAGUGUCUCGUUGCAUCGAUCCCUCGUUCGAAGCGUUUCACCUCCGCCGGCCAGGGCCAGGAAACGCCGUCGUGAAGGCCAAACGCCCCCGAGGGUCGCCGAUGAAGAUGAUACGAAGCCCGAAGAUCAGCCACAGAGCGAGUUGAAGGUCGAUAUCGCGGCUAUCGAGGCUGGAAAAGAGGAUGUUGAAGAUCACCUCGAGGUCUUCUCCGCGCGCCUCCGGGCUUCGACGCGGCCUGAGCUGCCGCAGGUCCCGCGGCUGGCUCAUUCGGCGUGGAGGGAUCUCUAUCAGAGGAACCAGCAUGAAGACGGCAGGCAUUUCGUCGUCCAUCAGCAUGAUCAUCCCAUUGCUGGCCCGCACUACGAUCUCAGGCUGCAGUUUUCACGGACCAGUUCGUUGAGCUUUGCCAUCAUGUAUGGCCUGCCAGGGAAUCCAAACAGCAAGCGACUGAGUAGAAAUGCUACCGAGACAAGAGUGCACAACGUAUGGAAUCACUUGAUUGAAUCUGCGUCUGCUGCAUCGGGCAGCAUGAUAAUCUGGGAUACUGGCGAGUACUCUGUGCUUCCAUAUUACGGCAAUGAUGCCCUACAAACAGACAAAUCCGAUGCAAGCCUUUCUCCAGAGGAGCAGCCUACAGAAAGUGAAAAGCUCCGAAGGGCAUUCCGUCAGGUAAAUGGCCAAAUAAUCUUCAUAAAUGGAAAGACAGCUGAAAACCCCAUCAAGAAGAAGAAGAAGAAGAAGAAGAGGGGCAGCGAAGAGCACGAAGAGAGGCCAUCUUCAGAUCAACCUUCAUCAAAUAUCUCGCCCUCGCAUUCUGACCAGGAAGACGAAACCAUACGCCAGACAAACGCGUAUAGAGGGGCGACGAAUUCAAUCUCUUCCAUCCACCAACGGACUUGGUACCUGACCUUGGACCGUGUCAAUUCGGGAUUUGAUAGGCGUGUAGACGGCACCCGAGCAGUGCACUGGACCAGAAAAGAAGAAACGAGCCCCGGAAACGGAGCCAGUCCCCUGGGAUUCGAGCCGUUCUUCGUCCGGGGACCAGACUUCGAGCGAAGUAUCCUCACCGGAAGACUGGGCAGCGAUGUUCUCCAUGAUGAGGCUGUUGUUGGCUUUCGCGGGAGGAAAGGAUGGCGCCCCGUUCUCGAAUAA